CUUCCCUCGGAAAGCCCGCGCCUGCAUCUUAGAACUUGGGGGGCGGUCCAGACAGUUCCCUGGACAUGCAGUGUGGGGAAGUGUUUUCUGUGAUUCCAGAGGGCAUGUGGGUUAUCGUAGGGUUUUUUGUUUGUUUGUUUUAAGGGUCACUGAAAGUGAACUUUUUCUUAGUUUUACGUUCGACGAUUGAGUGGAAAAGAAAAGGCGCAGGCAGCGCAGUUUCCGGAGGACAAUGACUGCGUAGAGCAACCAGGAAGCGGCUGGGCUGGGAGUUGUUCCCGGUUCCCGCUGUGCUGUGGCGACUUCUUCACAGGGUCCCUGCGCCGAGGCCCGGCGCCCUUCGGGAGUCCUGCUCUGAACUAGAACCCGGCUCUGGCCGGCCGUUCCCGAGCUGCCAUGUCUUCCGACUUCGAAGGGUACGAGCAGGACUUCUCAGUGCUCACUGCUGAGAUCACCAGCAAGAUUUCCAGGGUCCCUCGGCUUCCUCCCGAUGAGAAGAAGCAAAUGGUUGCCAACGUGGAGAAACAGCUUGAAGAGGCCAGAGAACUGCUUGAACAGAUGGACUUGGAAGUUCGAGAAAUACCACCCCAAAGUCGAGGAAUGUACAGCAACAGAAUGAGAAGCUACAAGCAAGAAAUGGGGAAACUGGAAACGGACUUUAAAAGGUCACGGAUCGCCUACAGUGACGAAGUACGGAAUGAGCUCCUAGGGGAUGCUGGGAAUUCCUCAGAGAACCAGAGGGCACAUCUGCUGGAUAACACGGAGAGGCUGGAAAGGUCAUCUCGGAGACUAGAGGCUGGAUACCAGAUAGCAGUGGAGACCGAACAAAUUGGCCAAGAAAUGUUGGAAAACCUGAGUCAUGACAGAGAAAAGAUACAGCGAGCACGUGAGCGACUCCGGGAAACAGAUGCAAACUUGGGGAAGAGCUCCCGGAUUCUGACAGGGAUGUUGCGAAGAUGGGAAAGCCUCCAUUUCAGGCUAUGUCCAUGACUUUGUAGGGCUAUAAAAAAGAAAGAAAACUCUCCCAGGAUGAAACCCUUGAGGUCAGAGCAAAGCAAACCAUCAGAGAGUUUCCAAGCAUCCAUUCCAGGGUCAAGUCUAAACCACAGAAGUCUAACAGCACAGGUAGUAUCUAGCUAGAGGCAGGGAAAACCUAGCACACAUGCCUUCAUACCACUGGACAUGGCCCCUGAGUCUACAGGACCAUGUCAGCAGGAUUACUAAAAACAAUCGGAUUGGCAUUCUGUUUGGGACUUGUAGCUUCUGCAUAAACAAGGACACACUGGAAAAGUGUUGAGCCCAGAACAACAGACAUUCCCUGAGAGGGAACAAAUGAGCAGAGCGGGACUGUCUGCCUCUCGGAAGCCGUGAAAUCUCCGAUGUAAAGCAUAGUCAUAUUUUUGUUAUUACUUGAUUUAACACUCCAGGAAUUUAGCCCACACCAGCUGUGCAUCUCUGGGCCCCCUGCUCAUUAAAACUCUUCUCUUUC
Molecule: messenger RNA, 1489 nt
Organism: Grammomys surdaster
Lineage: Eukaryota; Metazoa; Chordata; Mammalia; Rodentia; Muridae
Gene: Vti1a
Product: vesicle transport through interaction with t-SNAREs 1A
Exons: 8
Coding region: 397-990 (197 amino acids)
Biological process (GO): retrograde transport, endosome to Golgi; intra-Golgi vesicle-mediated transport; Golgi to vacuole transport
Cellular component (GO): endoplasmic reticulum membrane; ER to Golgi transport vesicle membrane; late endosome membrane
Molecular function (GO): SNAP receptor activity; SNARE binding
Source: RefSeq, a predicted model, not a curated record